CUCCAAAACCCCUAAUCCAACCAUAUAGUAAGAGAUAGUAGCAAACUUGGCCAUGACAGUAGGUUAAGUGAUAGCCAAAAUGAAGAUUUAAAAAUGAUUGCAAAACAAAUAGAGAAUAAACUCAUUACCACAAAAAUAAGUGACCAAAACAGAACCAUAAUUAACAAGAUUAGUAAUUAAGCAGCCAGAAGGUGUAACUAUUGAGGACUAUUCUGGCAUCCAGGAUCCUUCCACUCUGGUUGACAUCCCCACAGGAGUAUUCCCAAGCAGUGCUCUCAAUAUUAAAUAAUGAAAAUAUAAAGUUCACAUCGGAGCCUGGAAACACUUUCAAAACUCGUAAAAACAAGUCUGUAUCUAGACGAAAAAGACGGGUGACCAAACCAAGAAAGAGAAAGGACAAACUACAGCCAGCCAUCUCUCAAAACUGAAGGAUCAGGACUGUAAUCCAACCAAAGGUCGAAAGAAGACAAGUAUCUAGUACGAAUAUAAACAACUGAAAUUUCUCCAGAGUCGAAGACGAAUUCAACGAUAGAAGAUGUAUCCGAAUUCCUUCCAUAUCCUGGUACAUCCAGAACUGAAUCCUGCCCAAGAAAAGCAGGGAGAUCCAGGAGUCCAUCGGAAGAUACCUAAAAGACGGAGUAAUUCUGUCUAAAUAGCAUCCUUCCCAAGAAAUUUGGGCCCAAAAGAAGACCAAAAAGAGAAACUAACCAUCGGAAAUACAACAGUAGCUCAUUCAAUGUCCCAGAUUUUAAGAUGCCUGACAAGGAACCGAGUGAGAAGGGCUGCAACAUCGAACUACAGCAGUUCAACAUAGACCUGAAGCCAUCUGCCAUUAACAUGGAAUUUAACGACUUGAAUCUAGAAUCAGCCAAGAGAAUAGUCGACCAAAGAGUAAUCCCAAAUGCUGGUUUUGUCAACAAUGAAUUUUUCAAAUACAGAAAGGCAAAGUACCAGAGUAGGCUCAACACAACCGAGACCAGCAAUAAUCAGCAAAGAGACCAAAUGAAGCCAUUGAGCGUUCAAACCCAAUUCCGAAGUUCAAAUCAUAUUAGAGGACACUCACAGCCUGUGGGAUAUACAGAUAAUAACAUCAUCAGAAAGCAAAAACAAAAUGAGAUAAGGUACCAGAAGAUGCUCAAGGAACUUGAAGAGGAAAUGGCUAAGAUAGGAAUCGACUCUGAGUCAGAAAAUGACUUAUCCCCUCCUCAUACGUUCAAACCCAUCGGACAUUGCCGAGAAAAGGUACCUCUGAAGAAAGAAGCAUUACGUAAAGUAGCCAAGAAACCUAAUAAAAACGCAGGAAAGCAGGUUAGAAAUAAAUCAAACUUAAGGAAAUGAUCAAAUGAAACAUCUUACCAGAUCAAGAAUGCCUCACCAAAUUCCAAGAACAAGAGAGGCAAGCAAAAUGAUGCUGCUACUAAUACGCACGAUGAGGUUACUUUUGGGAGUGAAUUAAUAUCAUUCCAUAUCGGCCAAAAAUCCUCGAAAUAUGAGAAGACAUCCGAGCUCGCACUCCAAGUCAAAAAUGCUGAAGCUGUUGAAGACUACUCUCACGAGCAAAAUAAGCCAGAAGUAGCCCAGCCUAUGAACAAAGCUAACCCAGAGAUAAGACUAGGAGGUGGGUUUAUGGUAUCUACCUUCACCAACCAACCUCAACCCAAGGCUAACAACAUGGAAGCUAGAAAAUAAGUCAAACGACGCCUACACUCAGAAGAACAAUAAAUAAAGACCGACAUAGCUACGAUGAGAAGUACUCUAGCCGAGAAGAGACUGAGCCCGUCAUGGAAUCUAGAUUCGCACCACGUGUCAAAGAUGGAAGCCCAGAUGCCAAAUUCUCAGACUCAAAUGGCUUCAAUAAGAGUAAAUACUUCAUGACCAAAGACAGCAAGCAGGAUGAAGUCAAGGAAUAUGUAGCAGUCGAAGGCAAGUCCUUUGAUGGCAUGGAAAGUCUGGAUGACCGCUCCCUCAAAGCUGAGCCUACGAGAAGACCUAUUCAGCCUGUCAGGAAAGCAGCGAAGAAUCCUGAGAGUACUCGGAUCGUCUCGUUUAUCAAUAAUAUUAAGCAUAAGCCGCAGAUAAGUAACUCAAAGCAUGCUUCUUAUAUUGGGACUCCUAAAAGACAAAAAGAAGUUAAGAGCAACCUAGAUAAUCUGCCGAUUUAUAAAAUACCAAGCAAUCCUAAAGAGAUUAUAGGAGGGGAUCAAGAGUCAGCACUUCUAGCCUCCUCAUAUGAGGGAGAGAACUCUCCUGCCAAAUUGGAGUCAAAGCAUAUCAGAAAAUCCAAGAACUCAAGCGAAGGAAAAGGGGUUAUAAAGAUCGCUCCAAACAAGAAUGAAGCUGUCAAGGAGAUCCAAGAGCCUAUCAGUGAUAAGUACCAGCCGAUGUAUGUCUCCCAGGUUGUGAUAGGUCCAUCAUAUGACAAGUGCUACUCCAUUCCGAACUACAUCCUUGCUCAAAAAUAGCAAGGAAGAAAGGGAUGGAAAGGAGAGCUCAUUAAUAAAAGAUAUGAAGUGAGACCCCAACUCUCAGUUUCCUCCACAAAUUGAUGAAACAGUCGAGAACGACACCGUCCAAAUGGAUGCCUGCGGAGUGGGUGCCAUACAAAGCGAAGAGGAAAUUGAGAGCCAAGAUAUUCAAGAAAAGGGUAUUCGAAUGCGGAAGUCAAACGAUACCUCAGAGAUAAUCAAAAGAGAUAAGAUCCAAACAGCCAACAACGCCUAUGCUGUCAACAAUGGCAUCCUCGUCAGAUCAUCUGAGUCGAUGGGAAACACUAGGAAAAAACACCCAUCCAUAAUCUACAACGAAAGUGUCAUGAAGAUCGAAAUCGGCAACAAAAACAGCCAAGAAUACAUUGAAUUGUCCGAGCCUGAAAACCCAGAAUACGCUAAUGCAAUGAGAAACCUGUAUAAAUUACAAAGUAUGAGCAGUAGCGAUGGAUUUUACAGAAUGGGAUUUGAAUACAGACCUCUCAGCUCAGGAUAUAUAUCAAAGUCUCAUCUCCCAAUGAUGCAUAAGGUUGAGCUCAAAUUUGAGGAUGAACAGAAAAACGUACAAUCUAUCAAAAGGAACAAGUUUAAUGCCCUUCAAGCUAAUAAAAAUGACCAUUUGUUUAACAAAGACAUUAAAAACAAAAUGAUCGUGUGGGAUGCUGGCAAAAAGAAAUGGACAUCGACCGGAGCUAGAGAUCUGACUCCUAACAGCCCCCUCUCAGAUAAUCAAAGAGAUAGGAUACCUGGAAGACCAAUGAUAAAAGUCUCAGAGAACAUACCUGCUCCUGUUCAGAAGAUAGACUCGAUAUCCUCUGAAGAUGCUUAUAACCUAUAUUCUUCAUUCUACAAAAACUUGGCCAUGAACAAUGAAGGAACUGAAGACAAAGAAAUAUCAGCCAAUGGCCCAGGCACUAAAAGCACUAUUGAAGAGAAAGAAGAGGUUAUCCCUGUGCCUCAGUUCCCUCCUGAUAUGGAUCCUGAGGAAAUAACGACUGCUUUCCUAUACGAUCUUGUCAAUAGAGUGAACCACCUACCUGUGACUAACAAGAAGCCAAUGAUUAAAUCUAGUAGAGCAGGCCAUCGAUUGUCUAACAACACUACAAGAAGAGUGCAUCUUAGCCAGCCUAGGGCUGAAGUCUCCAUCGAUUCGGACACAGACCAAAUAAAAAUUGUCCCCACAGCUGCACCUAUCGAGUGCAAAUUUAGUAUAUAGGCUACCAAACUUAUAAACAAGACAUCCCUAAUGGACCAAACGUCGAGGAAAUAGUAAAUGAUUCAGAGCUUAACCCUUCUGAACUACCAGGGAAAAAUAAUGCAUAUGAAGAAUUUGCUAAAUAAACUUGAAACCCAAGCGGUUGGCUCUCAGCAGACUAAGAAACAGGAGCCUAAAAAUAUCAUCUCGAUAGAACCGAUGAAGUGAACAGUUGACCAGAUUGUGCAGUCCCAAAACCCAUGCAUCAAUAAUGACGACUUGAAAAUGAUAACGCAUAAAGAGGCUUGAGAGAGCAAGAGGAUACCUCUAACAAAGCAGCCAACACCUAAGACCUAUGAGCUCUCACCUGUCACAAUGAAGAACAAGUAUUCACCAAUAAAGGAGAAUAACUCAGCCAAUUACUCAGUCAUAAAAAUGGAGUUUCUCUCCGGAAAAGACCAAACUAACCCAAAUGAUAUGAAGCGGAACACGAAGCAGAACAUUUCCCUUGACUCUAAAAAGAGGAAGACCAAGCAAGGACCAAGGAGGUUCAGAAGAAGAGAUAUUCGGACUAGAGAAGCUACCUCCAAUAGUAAAAAUAAAUUUAAUCUAUAAUCUUCAAUACU
Molecule: messenger RNA, 4307 nt
Organism: Moneuplotes crassus
Lineage: Eukaryota; Ciliophora; Spirotrichea; Euplotida; Euplotidae
Source: the annotation of a GenBank genome assembly